UCCACAAACCAAACACGGAAAAGAAGAAGCGGAAGAUGAAGGCAGCAGCUUUUGAUGACAGAUCAUAGCUCUUAUGUUCGGCUUACGAACUCAUGACGAAGAAGAAAGGAACCUAGAGAUUUUCCUGCUCAGACAAGCGGUAUUACAAAACAAUGACACAGGCCUCGAUGAGAUGCUCUGCCAAGAAAUCUACAAGAAAGUCAUCAACUGCAGAGGUGGUUGGGGCAUUGCAGGGACGCCACUGCACGCCGCCGUGUCUACAGGACAUCUCAGCUGUCUGCAGGUCCUGCUCGCCCAUGGUGCACUAGUGGACAGUGUGGAUGUCAAGGCCCAGACGCCGCUCUUUGCAGCCGUGCGUGGGAAAUACCUAGACUGUGUCUUAGCUCUCCUGGGAGCGGGCGCCAACCCCAACGGGAACCCGUGCAACAACUGCUCCCCCGUGCUCACAGCAGCUCGUGAGGGCGACGUGGAGAUACUGAAGGAACUGCUUCAACAUGGCGCAGAGGUGAACUCUCGCUCCAAAGUCCUGGUCUGGACCUCCAGCGCCAGGGUGUCGAGCGGGCCGCUGUACCUGGCCGCCGUUUACGGACACAUGGAGUGUUUCAAACUGCUGCUCCUCUACGGCGCAGACCCCGACUACAACUGCACCGACGCGAAGCUGCUGCGUUCUAUCAAGCAGCCUAAGACUGUGCUGGAGAUGUGCUUCAGGCGCGGCUGCGGCGUGGAGUACAUCCAGCUUCUCAUCGACUUCGGCGCAAACGUCUACCUCCCCACGCUGAUCAUCGAGAAGUCCACGAAGCAGAACGAGGCCGUGGAGCUGCUUCUGCGGGAAAGAGCAAACCCAAAAGCGUUGUCGUUGCACUGCCGACUCGCCGUCCGACGGCAUCUGAAGAAGAUCGACAAGAUCCACCGCAUCGAGGAGCUGGAGAUGCCGACGAGACUCCUCAACUUCCUGCAGCACAAACCCUCCCCGUCCACCGCUCUGUAGCUCGGUGACCUGCUGCACUCACGUCACGUACAUUCAGUUUUUUUUUGUUUUAGCCACAGAGUUUGUUUUAUUAACAGAUUAUGAGCCAAUGUCUGUUUUUAAACAUUUCCUGUUGUUUAUGUGCAUUAAAUGUGAGGAUAAACAGUG
This is a messenger RNA of Solea solea (common sole), 1135 nucleotides long. RefSeq names its product ankyrin repeat and SOCS box protein 12-like. Gene Ontology annotation, biological process: negative regulation of delayed rectifier potassium channel activity; neuronal action potential. Gene Ontology annotation, cellular component: axon initial segment; membrane; synapse. The transcript is spliced from 3 exons. Gene Ontology annotation, molecular function: transmembrane transporter binding. NCBI's taxonomy places the organism in Eukaryota, Metazoa, Chordata, Actinopteri, Pleuronectiformes, Soleidae. The coding region runs from base 74 to 988 and encodes 304 amino acids. The record is from RefSeq and is a predicted model, not a curated record.